Molecule: messenger RNA, 1896 nt
Organism: Phyllostomus hastatus (greater spear-nosed bat)
Lineage: Eukaryota; Metazoa; Chordata; Mammalia; Chiroptera; Phyllostomidae
Gene: ZP1
Product: zona pellucida glycoprotein 1
Exons: 12
Coding region: 1-1896 (631 amino acids)
Biological process (GO): binding of sperm to zona pellucida; prevention of polyspermy
Cellular component (GO): egg coat
Molecular function (GO): structural constituent of egg coat; acrosin binding
Source: RefSeq, a predicted model, not a curated record
AUGGCCUGGGGUCACUGCGUGGCCCCGCUGCCGCCACCGCUGCUGCUGCUGCUGCUGCUAGCCACUCUGGGGCUGGGUCAGCGGCCACAUCCCGAGCCUGGCGUCCCAGGCCUGCAGCACAGCUACGACUGUGGACUCAAGGGCAUGCAGCUGCUGGUGUUCCCGAGGCAAGGCCAGAGCAUUCGCUUCAAGGUGCUGGAUGAAUUUGGGAACGAAUUUGAGGUGAACAACUGCUCCAUCUGCUACCACUGGGUCACGGCCAAGCCCCGGGGGCCUGCGGUCUUCUCUGCUGAUUACAAAGGCUGCCACGUGCUGGAGAAGGACGGGCGCUCCUACCUGAGAGUGCUCGUGGAGGCGGUGCUGCCCGACGGCCGUGUCCACACAGCACGAAACGUCACCCUGGUCUGUCCCAAACCUGAACACACCUGGAUGACUCCGGACGGCCAGCUGACGCCACCCACCACACUCUCCCUUUCCACCCCGCACACCGGUUCCCUCGGCCCCACCGCAGAGCAGCGCUUUGUGCCUCCGCCCUCUGCCGCCGCCUCCCCGUCCCUGGGGCCCGGACCCACGCACCCCACCUGGGCUCGCUGGCGUGGAGGCCUCUGGGAGCCAUGGGAGGUUGCCGAGCCAGAUUACAUAGGGACUAACCUGACCCCAGAGCAGUGUCAGGGGGGCACCGGGCACAUCCCCUGCAUCGUGAAAAGGAGUUCGAAGGAAGCCUGUCAGCAGGCUGGCUGCUGCUAUGACAACACCAGAGAUGUUCCCUGUUACUAUGGCAACACAGCGACUGUCCAGUGCCUCAGGAACGGCCACUUGGUCCUGGUGGUAUCCCAAGAAAUGGCCUUGGCCCACAGGGUCACGCUGGCCAAUGUCUACCUGGCCUACGCCCCCGACAGCUGCCCCCCGGCCCAGGAGACCGAGUCCUUCGUGGUCUUCCACUUCCCUCUCACCCGCUGUGGCACCACAGUCCAGGUGGUUGGCAAUCAGCUCAUCUAUGAGAACCAGCUGGCAUCUGUCAUCGAUGUCCAAAGGGGACCCCUGGGUUCCAUCACACGGGACGGCACCUUCCGGAUCCAUGUUCGCUGUAUCUUCAAUGCUAGCGACUUCCUGCCCCUCCAGGCCUCUGUCCUCCCACUCCCUUCGCCACCCUCUGUGACCCAGCGCGGCCCCCUGCUGCUCCAGUUUCGGAUUGCCAAAGAUGAGAAUUUCCACUCCUACUACGAGGAAAAGGACUACCCCAUCGUGAAGCUGCUCCUGGAGCCUGUCGCCGUGGAGGUCCGGCUCCUGCAGGGGACAGACCCCCAUCUGGUGCUGGUGCUGCACCAGUGCUGGGCCACCCCCAGCGCCAACCCCUUCCAGCAGCCCCAGUGGCCCAUCCUGUCUGAUGGGUGUCCUUUCGAAGGUGACAACUACAGGACCCGAAUGGUAGCCUUGGACGGGGCGCGGCUGCCUUUCCCAACUCACUACCAGCGCUUCACGGUGGCCACCUUCGUGUUCCUGGACUCUGGCUCCCAGAGGGCCCUCAGGGGACCGGUUUACUUCUUCUGCAGCGCCUCUGCCUGCUCCCCCACGGGGCUGGAGACCUGCUCCACCACCUGUGGCUCUAGGACCACCAGACAGCGGCGGUCCUCAAGCCCCCCCAGGGAUGACAUGGCUGAGCCGCAGGACCUUGUGAGCUCUCCAGGCCCAGUGGGCUUUGUGGAUUCUUACAGGAAGGAAACUACACUGGGGCCCUCAGGCUCCACCCGGAACUCCGACCCGAGGCCUCUCCUCUGGGUGGCCCUUCCGCUGGCGGCAGCUGCCCUGGUCCUCGGGAUUGGAGUCUCCGUGGGCCUGCAUCAGGCCCAGGCCCGGAGGCUCCAGGGAAUGACAGAGGGCGAACGGGCUCAAUAA